Messenger RNA from Gekko japonicus, 2355 nucleotides. It is a transcript of the gene RDH10, whose product is annotated as retinol dehydrogenase 10 (all-trans). Gene Ontology annotation, cellular component: lipid droplet. The coding region runs from base 704 to 1732 and encodes 342 amino acids. The record is from RefSeq and is a predicted model, not a curated record. Gene Ontology annotation, molecular function: oxidoreductase activity, acting on the CH-OH group of donors, NAD or NADP as acceptor. NCBI's taxonomy places the organism in Eukaryota, Metazoa, Chordata, Lepidosauria, Squamata, Gekkonidae. The transcript has 6 exons.
GGGCUGCCUCCCUCUCGUCGGGGCUAUAUAGAGCCCCGAGCGGUGGGAAAAUGCUCACUCUCAGGGGCGCGGAGGUGCUGAGCUGUGGCCCGGCCGCGAGGCAGAAGGGGGCAGGUAGGCGCAGGGCGGGAGGCGCGCGGCUCGGGAGCCCCUCCGCCGGGAAGGUGGCAGCGGAGCGCGCCUUUGCUCCCCUCACCCGAGCCGGGGGUGCGGGUGAGAGAGGCGGCAGCCGAGCCCGCUCCCAGCGCGCCCGACGGGGUCGUCUGAGCACAAACUUAUGCUCAGGGGCUCGUCCAACUUGCUGGGUCUCAGUUCGCCCUGCAGGUCAGUCCGAGGGGGCGGUUAGGUAGCGGGGCUCUUUGGGCUCAGCCCUUCUUCCAGCUCGCCUGCCUGCCUGCCUGCCUGCCUGCACUCGCUCGCUCUCUGCCCUGCCGGCCGAGGGCUUCUGGGCACUGAGGAGGAGCAGGAAGCGGCCAGGUUGGCUGGGAGGCUGCGGCGGAGUCCCAGCCAGGUGCCCGCAGGCGGGGGGAGAGGCUUGGCCGCUGGCGGCUUCGGUGCCGGUCGCCUUCCCUUCCCUGCCCUUCCGAGCGGGGCGCUCCCUUCGCCUCCGGACUGCGCCCGGGCGCCGCUCUCCACACGGCCAGUCCGGCGGGGCAGUAGCAGCCGCCCGCUCAGCCUCCCCGUCGCCACGGGAGCCGCAGCCAUGAACAUCAUCUUGGAGUUCUUCGUGGUUACGUUCAAGGUGCUCUGGGCGUUUGUGGUGGCGGCGGCCAAGUGGUUCAUGCGCCCCAAGGAGAAGAGCGUGGCGGGCCAGGUGUGCCUGAUCACCGGCGCCGGCAGCGGGCUGGGCCGCCUCUUCGCCCUGGAGUUCGCCCGCCGUCGGGCGCGCUUGGUGCUGUGGGACAUCAACACGCAGAGCAACGAGGCGCAGGCGGGCAUGGUGCGCCACAUCUACCGGGAGGUCGCCGAAGAAGCCGCCGCCGCCGCCCAGAAAGCUGGGCAUGGAGAAGAGGAAGUGCUACCUCACUACAACCUGCAGGUGCAUACAUACACUUGCGAUGUGAGCAAAAGGGAGAAUGUCUACACGACUGCUGAGAGAGUCCGCAAAGAAGUUGGUGAAGUCUCAGUCCUAGUUAAUAAUGCUGGCGUGGUCUCUGGACAUCAUCUCCUGGAAUGUCCUGAUGAGCUGAUCGAGAGGACCAUGAUGGUUAACUGCCAUGCGCACUUUUGGACCGCUAAAGCGUUCCUUCCGAAAAUGCUGGAGUUGAAUCACGGGCAUAUUGUGACGGUUGCCAGCUCCCUUGGCCUGUUCAGUACUGCAGGAGUGGAGGAUUAUUGUGCCAGUAAAUUUGGAGCCGUGGGUUUUCAUGAAUCUCUAAGCCAUGAACUGAAGGCAGCUGAAAAGGAUGGUAUUAAAACAACCCUGGUGUGCCCUUACCUUGUAGACACUGGAAUGUUCAGAGGCUGCAGAAUCAGAAAAGAAAUUGAGCCAUUUCUUCCACCUUUGAAACCAGACUACUGUGUAAAGCAAGCUAUGAGAGCUAUACUUACUGACCAGCCUAUGAUUUGUACACCUCGCUUGAUGUACAUGGUCACUUUCAUGAAAAGCAUCCUGCCUUUUGAAGCCGUUGUGUGUAUGUACCGAUUCUUGGGAGCAGACAAGUGUAUGUAUCCUUUCAUUGCUCAACGCAAACAGGCCACAAAUAACAAUGAAGCGAAAAAUGGAAUUUAACCUUUUACGACGGACUAGCAUUUGUAGCAGAAUUAUGAUCAAAACCUACAACUGAAUUGUGAAGUGCACUUGCAUUUAGCUGAUGCAAUCAUUAAAACCUUUUACUGUGGCAUUCUCUUGGAUCUUUUACCUGUAUAGUGGGCAGAAAUAUAAUUGUUUUUACAUACUGUAUAUAAAGUAACUCAAGUUCUUGGAAACGUGACAGAAAAAGUGAAUUUUAAAAUAUAGUGGUUACCUUUGGUCCUUUCAGAAUUUUUGCUAAAUGUACAGUAACUUUAGCCACAAUACUGUUUUGUAGAAAUAAGCCUAUGUAUGAAUUCCUCCUGAGAUGACCAUUCAAAUAUAAUUAUUUCACAAACUGUUUUAACUUUUCUGUGGUAUUAAAUUAUGCAGUAAUUUCUAAUGUAAUUUAGCAGUGCAGUGUUCCAAAGGAGAUCACCCAGCCUAUGAGCUAAACUGUAAGGUAAAUUCUCCUAUGUAGCAUCCGCAUGUAUUGAUCCUAAAUCUCUCCAAUUCAGAAGUAACACUGAUAUUUCAUAAACCUUUCAGAACAAAACUGUGUAAUUAAUCUCUUCCCAUUGUGUGUGUGUAAAAUGCCGUCAAGUCGCAGCCAACUUGUGGCA